AUGGCAGAGUCCAUCUCGGAAGGAACACUAAGCUCUUUCAGCAAGCAGGUUGGCGACCACGUUGAGCAAGACGAAGAGAUUGCGUCUAUCGAAACAGACAAGAUUGACGUGUCUGUCAACGCUCCACAGGCUGGUGUUAUUACAGAGUUUCUAGUUGGCGAGGGUGACACAGUUACCGUUGGCCAGGACAUUGCGAAGAUUGACGCUGGCGCAUCGGGUGGUGGUUCGGCAGAAGCUAAAGAGGAGCCAAAGUCCCCUGCAACCGACGCACAAGAAACAUCUUCUCAGCCUGAAGGACAGAAAGAACAGCCUAAGAAGGAGGACAAGCAAGAAAUAAAAGAGACUCCUCCACCACCUCCACCUAAAGAACCUGAGCCCGAGCCGAAGAAGGAAUCAAGUCCGCCACCGAAGAAGGAAGCGAAGAAGGAGCCAUCAAAGGAGACGUCGAAGCAACCUGAGAAGAAAGAUCCUAAAGAAUCUGCCGGUGGUCCUCCAUCACAGUCACCGUUUGGCAAAGGCAGCAGAGAUGAACAUCGAGUGAAAAUGAAUCGUAUGCGAUUGAGAAUAGCAGAACGUCUGAAACAGUCACAGAAUACUGCUGCCUCACUGACUACAUUCAACGAGGUUGACAUGACCGCCAUUAUGGAACUGCGCAAACGGUACAAGGACGACAUACUGAAGCAGCAUGGCGUCAAGCUAGGUUUUAUGAGCGCAUUUGCUCGGGCAUCCGUGCUUGCCAUGAAGGAGCUCCCAGGUGUCAACGCUUCGAUUGAGGGUCCGAAUGGUGGUGACACCAUCGUAUACAGGGACUAUGUAGACAUCAGCGUUGCCGUCUCUACUCCCAAGGGCCUCGUGACUCCCGUCUUGAGGAACGCGGAAAGCAUGAACAUGGUUGAGAUUGAGCAAGGUAUUGCUGAGCUGGGCAAGAAGGCAAGUCCACCACUCUACUGUGCUCGUGACGGCAAGCUCUCUAUCGAAGACAUGGCAGGCGGCAGCUUCACAAUAAGCAACGGCGGCAUUUUCGGCUCCAUGAUGGGUACACCAAUCAUCAAUCUACCCCAAACUGCUGUGCUGGGCUUGCACGCAAUCAAAGAACGACCAAUGGCAGUCAACGGCAAGGUCGAGAUCCGACCAAUGAUGUACUUGGCCCUAACUUACGACCAUCGUCUGCUUGAUGGAAGGGAAGCUGUUACGUUCUUGGUGUUAUUGAAGAAAUACCUCGAGGAUCCAGCAAGCAUGCUGUUGGGUUAA
Messenger RNA from Lithohypha guttulata, 1251 nucleotides. RefSeq names its product 2-oxoglutarate dehydrogenase complex E2 component (gene KGD2). The record is from RefSeq and is a predicted model, not a curated record. The coding region runs from base 1 to 1251 and encodes 416 amino acids. Gene Ontology annotation, biological process: tricarboxylic acid cycle. The transcript has 3 exons. Gene Ontology annotation, cellular component: mitochondrion; oxoglutarate dehydrogenase complex. Gene Ontology annotation, molecular function: dihydrolipoyllysine-residue succinyltransferase activity. Lineage: Eukaryota; Fungi; Ascomycota; Eurotiomycetes; Chaetothyriales; Trichomeriaceae.